Messenger RNA from Ciona intestinalis (vase tunicate), 1526 nucleotides. Its product is annotated as isoamyl acetate-hydrolyzing esterase 1 homolog. NCBI's taxonomy places the organism in Eukaryota, Metazoa, Chordata, Ascidiacea, Phlebobranchia, Cionidae. The record is from RefSeq and is a predicted model, not a curated record.
GAGAAUGUUUAAAUAUACAGCAGGGCUACUUUUGGCACAAAUCUACGUUCUUUAGUACAAUCUGCAUCGUUUGGAUGGAAUAAAAAGCUUAAAAGGCGCACUGAAUGAACCAAAUCUGGUAAUUGGUACUCUAUUAAUAACCUAAAACAAAGCAAGAAUAUGUUGCCAAACUAAUGCUUUUUACCUUUUUCAAUUCUACAAUUCACUGCAAAUACCUACAGACACGGUAACCCUAAUUAACUGUUUUGCCAAUGUCAUAAUUUAAAUGCCUCACGUUUUCGCUUUAUAUUCAACAUCACGCACUUAACCAUAUAUAGCGUUAAUCGCGUACCGCUAUGGUAUGAAAGUAUUAUUUUGCGCCCAUUCAUGCGCUAAUAUUUGUCGAACUUUCUCUCAUGUCUAAGGCUAAUCACGGGUCGAAUCGGGUGCGAAUACUCAAAGUACACAUGACGUAGAACUUUAAAGUCCACAGAUUGGACAUUUGCUUAUGCUAAAAGUUGAAGUUUACGAUGCAAACAUUUCAUUACCAAGAAAUUUGUAAUUAGGCUGUUUAUUUCGAUUUCAGAAGAAAGAAUUUAGAACAUUGAUAUACGACUAGGCCACUUUAGUAAACUGUCAGUAUGGGUACCUGGCCGCGCGUUAUACUAUUCGGAGAUUCUUUAACCCAGCAUGGUUACGAGGGUUUAGGUUGGGCAGUGCGGAUAAGUAGCCUUUUGCAGCGAAAAUGUGACGUCAUGAAGGGAUAUUCUGGUUACAAUACUAAUUUCGCGGUUAAAGUGCUGGACAAGGCUUUGGAUCAAUCUCUUUUGCAGAAUGUUGCAGUAAUCACCAUAUUCUUUGGGGCAAAUGACGCUAGCUUGGAGGACAUGAAUAAAUGGCAGCAUGUUCCAUUGAAUGAUUAUGAAGACAACCUGAAGAAAAUGAUCAAACAUUGUGUUGAUCAUGGUGUUUCUAAAGAAAAAAUAAUAUUUAUAUCCCCACCACCAGUAGAUGAAGCUUUGUGGUUAAUAAAAAUGAAGGAAAUGGGGUUACCAUAUGACACAUCAGAUCGAAAAUUGAAAGUGACAGAAAAGUAUGCUGAAGUCUGCAAAAAGGUUGCCAAUACGGCUGGCUGCAAAUAUAUUGACUUAUGGAGUGCCCUGAUGAACACUGCAGACCUAAAGAAAUAUCUAUCUGAUGGUUUGCAUCUAAAUGAUACAGGCAGUCUAUUAUUAGCAGAUUGCAUUACCCCUGUUAUCCAAGAAUUGACCAGUCAUUUACCUAUGCAAUUACCUGCUUGGGAUGUGUUUGAUUUAUAGGCGAAUAAGUAGUAUAUGUGAACAGGUUUAUUUCUACUUAAAAUAUUGAAGUAAUUCUUGCAUAUAACCAUGCAUAACUUACACUACAGCAUAUGUUCGGUGGUGAUAUUCGUAUAUUACUUUCUUGUGGUAUAACCAUGUAUGGUUUAACUUAAAGAAAAGUUCAUCCACAUAUACAUACAGUACACUAUUGAUGAAAACAAAAAUAAAAAGCUUAGGUUGUAUAGU